CUGCUGCCCCGGCGCACCGACUGGACCGGGAAGGAGCAUCCCAGGACCUACCAGAAUCUGGUGAGACCUUGACGGCGCACAGCAAAGAAACUUUUCCCUGAGUCGAAUAAAAAUUGAAUUUCCCGCAAUUUUUUACAGAGACAAAAACUUGGCCCCAGAACGGGGAAACUACAGAGGCCACGGGGAGGGUUGGGAGGCCAGAGCCGGGGCUGCGGGGGGCGGCGGCCGGGGGUGCCCGCGCCCCGGGGCCGCAGGGGCCGCGGACAAUUUAUUUGUGAUAUUUUGUUAAUGUGCUAGAAAUAAAGAUACGUCAUGAGUGUUGUGCACUGCAAGGCCGGAGGAGGAGGGGCCGGCGCGCGCGUCCGUGCGGCGGCGGGGGCGCGCUCCAGGCGGCGGCGGGAGCGGCGCGAGCAGGGAGAGCGCGCCCGCUGCUCGCGGCCGGCCCUGCGCUCCGCAGCCGCACACAAUGGCUGGUGACUAAGUGCUCCGAGUGGCGGUCGCGAGGCCCCGGCGGGGCUUCGCCGCCGCGGCGGAACCUCGGCCGGACGUUCUUCGUCCCUUCCCUCUCCCUUUUCUCCUGCUUGCCUUAGCGUCAGACCUGGAGUUUUGGUCUUUUUGUCUUGUAGCUGGAGGCGUUCCCGUGUUGGAUGCGGUUACCUAGCGGCACACUGCGUUUCCGAAAACGUGUUUGCCGAAGUGCAAACUAGAUGUUUCAGUGGGCUUUUUCUAAUUUUGCUCAUUCUUUUCGGUAUGCCCCUUUUUACGUAAAGAGCCUUGAAGAGCUUUGAUUUUUUUUCUUUUUUAAUCUACAUAGUUAAUUUACAGUAGGCUGGACUUUGACCCUUUAAGUUUUUUGUUUCUAGAAACAUGUAUUUUGCGUAAUAGCUUGGAAAACCUGUUUUUUUUUUUUUUAAUUUUGUGGUUUUUCAAACUGUUGAAAUGAUUUCUAAAGAUUGCUUUCUAAAAAUGGACCUAGUAUUGCGAAUGGAAGGGUAAAGUCGUUACUGUAAAGUUUACCUUCUUAAAGGCGCUAGAGUUUCCAUAGCAUUUUCUGCCAAAACUGAUUUAGGUUCGUAUGAAUGUGGUGAGCAGUCACACCAGGCCCACCCAGCAGUAAAUGGUGCAUACUGUUUUAGAGUCACUGGAAACUAUUGGAGGUAGACUUAACGGUUAUCUCAGGCUGUGGAGGGAGAAAGUUUCAGCUUGUACAGACAGAAUGACUGCCCUCCAAGAGGUGAAGUAUUACAGACAUCUUGCACCUGAUCACUUGCUGCAAAUCUGUCAUCGACUAGGGCCUCUUCUUGAGCAAGAAAUUCCUCAAAGUGUCCCUGGAGUACAAACUUUAUUAGGAGCUGGAAGACAGUCCUUGCUACGCACAAAUAAAAGCUGUAAGCAUGUGGUGUGGAAAGGAUCUGCUCUGGCUGCACUGCACUGUGGCAGACCCCCCGAGUCUCCAGUUAACUACGGUAGCCCACCCAGCAUUGCGGAUACUCUGUUUUCAAGGAAGCUGAAUGGGAAAUACAGACUUGAGCGGCUUGUUCCAACUGCAGUAUAUCAGCAUAUGAAGAUGCAUAAACGAAUUCUUGGACACUUAUCAUCGGUGUAUUGUGUAACUUUUGAUCGAACUGGCAGACGGAUAUUUACUGGUUCUGAUGACUGUCUUGUGAAAAUCUGGGCCACAGAUGAUGGGAGAUUGUUAGCUACUUUAAGAGGACAUGCUGCUGAAAUAUCAGACAUGGCUGUAAACUACGAGAACACUAUGAUAGCAGCUGGAAGUUGUGAUAAAAUGAUCCGUGUCUGGUGUCUUCGUACUUGUGCACCUUUGGCUGUUCUUCAGGGACACAGUGCAUCUAUUACAUCACUACAGUUCUCGCCAUUGUGCUGUGGCUCAAAGAGAUACCUGUCUUCUACUGGGGCAGAUGGCACUAUUUGUUUUUGGCUGUGGGAUGCUGGAACCCUUAAAAUAAAUCCAAGACCUACAAAAUUUGCAGAGCGCCCUCGGCCUGGAGUUCAAAUGAUCUGUUCUUCAUUUAGUGCUGGUGGAAUGUUUUUGGCUACAGGAAGCACAGACCAUAUCAUUAGAGUUUAUUUUUUUGGAUCAGGUCAGCCAGAGAAAAUAUCAGAAUUGGAGUUUCAUACUGACAAAGUUGACAGUAUUCAGUUUUCGAACACUAGUAACAGAUUUGUAAGUGGUAGUCGUGAUGGAACUGCACGCAUUUGGCAGUUUAAACGAAGAGAAUGGAAGAGCAUUUUGUUGGAUAUGGCAACUCGGCCAGCAGGCCAAAAUCUUCAAGGAACAGAAGACAAAAUCACAAAAAUGAAAGUAACUAUGGUAGCUUGGGAUCGACAUGACAACACAGUUAUAACUGCAGUUAAUAACAUGACUCUCAAAGUUUGGAAUUCUUACACUGGUCAACUUGUUCAUGUCCUAAUGGGUCAUGAAGAUGAGGUAUUUGUUCUUGAGCCACACCCAUUCGAUCCUAGAGUUCUCUUUUCUGCUGGUCAUGAUGGAAACGUGAUAGUGUGGGAUCUAGCAAGAGGAGUCAAAAUUCGAUCUUAUUUCAAUAUGAUUGAAGGCCAAGGACAUGGUGCAGUGUUUGACUGCAAAUGCUCUCCUGAUGGUCAGCAUUUUGCAUGUACAGACUCCCAUGGACAUCUUUUAAUUUUUGGUUUUGGGUCCAGUAGCAAGUAUGACAAGAUAGCAGAUCAGAUGUUUUUCCAUAGUGAUUAUCGACCUCUUAUCCGUGAUGCCAAUAAUUUUGUACUAGAUGAACAGACUCAGCAAGCACCUCAUCUCAUGCCUCCCCCUUUUUUGGUUGACGUUGAUGGAAAUCCUCAUCCAUCAAGAUACCAGAGAUUAGUUCCUGGUCGUGAAAAUUGCCGGGAGGAGCAGCUCAUCCCUCAAAUGGGAGUAACUUCCUCAGGAUUAAAUCAAGUUUUAAGCCAACAAGCAAACCAGGAAAUCAGUCCCCUGGACAGCAUGAUUCAAAGACUGCAACAAGAGCAGGAUCUGAGACGUUCCGGUGAAGCAGGUAUCAGUAAUGCCAUCCGUUUAAGUAGAGGUUCUGUUAGUUCCACCUCCGAGGUUCAUUCCCCACCAAACAUAGGAUUGAGGCGUAGUGGGCAGAUUGAAGGUGUACGGCAAAUGCACAGCAACGCUCCAAGAAGUGAAAUAGCCACAGAACGAGAUCUUGUUGCUUGGAGUCGAAGGGUGGUGGUACCUGAACUGUCAGCUGGUGUAGCCAGUCGACAAGAAGAAUGGAGAACUGCAAAGGGAGAAGAAGAAGUAAAGACUUACAGGUCAGAGGAGAAAAGGAAGCACUUAACUGUUGCAAAAGAGAAUAAAAUCCUUACCAUCUCAAAGAAUCAUGCUCAUGAACAUUUUCUGGAUCUUGGGGAUUCCAAAAAGCAGCAGGCAAAUCAACACAAUUAUCGUACAAGAUCUGCACUGGAAGAAACUCCUAGGUCCUUGGAGGAGAUAGAAAAUGGCACUAGUUCUUCAGAUGAAGGUGAAGUAGCUGCUGUCAGUGGUGGAACAUCUGAAGAAGAAGAGAGAGCAUGGCACAGUGAUGGCAGUUCUAGUGACUACUCCAGUGAUUAUUCUGACUGGACAGCAGAUGCUGGAAUUAAUUUGCAGCCACCAAAGAAAGUUCCUAAGCAUAAAACCAAGAAAGCAGAAAGCAGUUCAGAUGACGAAGAAGAAUCUGAAAAUCAGAAGCAAAAACAUAUUAAAAAGGAAAGAAAAAAAGCAAAUGAAGAAAAAGAUGGACCAGCAUCACCAAAGAAAAAAAAGCCCAAAGAAAGAAAACAAAAGAGGUUGGCUGUAGGAGAACUGACUGAAAAUGGUUUGACAUUAGAAGAAUGGUUGCCUUCCGCAUGGAUCACAGAUACAAUUCCCCGAAGAUGCCCAUUUGUGCCACAGAUGGGUGAUGAGGUUUAUUAUUUCCGACAAGGACAUGAAGCAUAUAUUGAAAUGGCCAGGAAAAAUAAAAUUUAUAGUAUCAAUCCCAAAAAACAGCCAUGGCAUAAAAUGGAACUACGGGAACAAGAACUGAUGAAGAUAGUUGGCAUAAAGUAUGAAGUGGGAUUGCCUACCCUUUGCUGCCUUAAACUUGCUUUUUUAGACCCUGAUACUGGUAAACUGACCGGUGGAUCAUUUACUAUGAAAUACCAUGAUAUGCCUGAUGUUAUAGAUUUCCUAGUCUUGAGACAACAAUUUGAUGACGCAAAAUAUAGGCGGUGGAACAUAGGAGACCGCUUCAGAUCAGUCAUAGAUGAUGCCUGGUGGUUUGGAACAAUUGAAAGCCAGGAACCCCUUCAACCUGAGUACCCUGAUAGUUUGUUUCAGUGCUAUAAUGUCUGCUGGGACAAUGGAGAUACAGAAAAGAUGAGUCCUUGGGAUAUGGAGCUUAUACCUAAUAAUGCUGUAUUUCCGGAAGAACUAGGUACCAGUGUUCCUUUAACUGAUGUUGAAUGUAGGUCAUUAAUCUAUAAACCUCUUGAUGGAGAAUGGGGUACCAAUCCCAGGGAUGAAGAAUGUGAAAGAAUUGUUGGAGGAAUAAACCAGUUGAUGACACUAGAUAUUGCUUCAGCAUUUGUGGCCCCUGUGGAUCUGCAAGCUUAUCCCAUGUAUUGCACAGUGGUGGCAUAUCCAACGGAUCUAAGUACAAUUAAACAAAGACUGGAAAACAGGUUCUACAGGCGAGUUUCAUCCCUCAUGUGGGAAGUUCGGUAUAUAGAACAUAAUACACGAACGUUUAAUGAACCAGGAAGUCCAAUUGUGAAAUCUGCUAAAUUUGUGACUGAUCUUCUUCUGCAUUUUAUAAAGGAUCAGACUUGUUAUAACAUAAUUCCACUUUACAAUUCAAUGAAGAAGAAAGUUUUGUCUGACUCUGAGGAAGAAGAUAAAGAUGCAGAUGUACCUGGAACGUCUACCCGAAAAAGAAAGGAUCAUCAACCUAGAAGAAAGCUACGUAAUAGAGCUCAGUCUUACGACAUUCAAGCAUGGAAGAAACAGUGUCAAGAGCUGUUAAAUCUCAUAUUUCAGUGUGAAGAUUCAGAGCCUUUCCGCCAGCCAGUAGAUCUCCUUGAAUAUCCAGACUACAGAGACAUCAUUGACACACCAAUGGACUUCGCCACUGUCAGAGAAACUUUAGAGGCUGGGAAUUAUGAGUCACCGAUGGAGUUAUGUAAAGAUGUCAGGCUCAUUUUUAGUAAUUCUAAAGCAUAUACACCAAGCAAAAGAUCAAGGAUUUACAGCAUGAGUUUACGCCUGUCUGCUUUCUUUGAAGAACACAUUAGUUCAGUUUUAUCAGAUUAUAAGUCUGCUCUUCGUUUUCAUAAAAGAAAUACCAUAACCAAAAGGAGGAAGAAAAGGAACAGAAGCAGCUCCAUUUCCAGCAGUGCUGCAUCAAGCCCUGAAAGGAAAAAAAGGAUCUUAAAACCCCAGAUAAAGUCUGAAGUCUCUACCUCUUCAUUCUCUGUACCUACACGGUCUGUACUACCAAGGCAUAAUGUUGCCCAGAUAAAUGGUAAAACAGAAUCCACUUCUGUGGUUCGAACCAGAAGCAACCGCGUGAUUGUAGAUCCAGUUAUUACUGAGCAGCCAUCGACAUCAUCAGCCACAAAAGCUUUUAUUUCAAAAACUAAUACUAAUACGUCAGCCAUGCCAGGAAAAACAAUACUAGAGAAUUCUGUGAAACAUUCCAAAGCCUUGAAUAUGCUUUCAAACCCUGGUCAGUCCACAUUUAGUCAUGGUACUAGAAAUAGUUCUGCAAAAGAAAACAUGGAAAAGGAAAAACCAGUCAAACGUAAGAUGAAAUCAUCUGUACUCUCAAAGGCAUCUACACUUCCAAAGUCAUCAGCUGUUAUUAAUCAAGGAGAUUGUAAGAACAAUGUUCUUAUACCAGAAACCAUUCAAGUAAAUGGCCAUGGAGGACAGCCAUCAAAACUUGUGAAGAGGGGUCCUGGAAGGAAACCUAAGGUAGAAGUUAAUACCAAUAGUGGUGAAGUUAUACACAAGAAAAGAGGUAGAAAGCCCAAAAAGCUACAAUGUGCAAAGCAAGAAAAUUCAGAGCAAAAUAACAUGCAUCCCCUCAGAGCUGAUGUGGUUCCGUCUUCAACAUGCAACUUUCUUUCUGAAACUAAUAUUGUUAAGGAGGAUUUGUUACAGAAAAAGAGUCGUGGAGGCAGAAAACCCAAAAGGAAGAUGAAAACACAAAAACUGGAUUCAGAUCUCAUAGUUCCUACAGAUGUUAAAGUGUUAAGGAGAAGUAACCGGAAAAAAACAGAUGACCCUAUAGAUGAAGAAGAAGAAUUUGAAGAGCUCAAAGGCUCUGAACCUCAUAUGAGAACUAGAAACCAAGGUCGAAGGACAGCUUUCUACAAUGAGGAUGACUCUGAAGAAGAACAAAGGCAGCUGUUGUUCGAAGACACCUCUUUGACUUUUGGAACUUCUAGUAGAGGACGAGUCCGGAAGUUGACUGAAAAAGCAAAAGCUAAUUUAAUUGGUUGGUAACUUGAACCAAAAAGGAUGUCUAAAAGCAGGUACAGUUAAGGAGUUAGUAGAGCACGGCUUCUGCUUCCCUUGCUGCUAUAACGGAUUAGGGAAUGUUAACAAUUUGACUUGCAAAAAAGAAAAAAAAAAUGUAGAAGAUACUUCAUUUCUUUGAAUGAAAAAAAUAUAUAUACAUAUAUAUAUUUUAAAUGUUUGCUAUUUAUUCCCCUUAGGUAGAUUAUGCAUUUCCACAUUUAUUUCAUUCACUAUUUGAAAUUGAGGACCUGUAAGUCCUGAUUUGUGGAAGAAACAAUUCUGCUACACUCUGAAGCAUGGUUUUCCUAAUGAAAAAUCGUUUUGUGUUAAAAUGAGUUACUUUUGACCAAGUAGGUACUUUUUAUUGACACAGAAGUCAUGCCCUUAAGAAGACAUGUUACAGAGUAGCAGCCAAUUGAGAAAUGUUUCCUCUAAAGAAAAUUUUAAAGUUCCCACCAUUUGAUAAUCCUGAAAAGUGUUAAUUUAGUUAUAGAAUGUUCGUCUACAGAAUAUUUAGAGGAAGCUUUUGUUUUACUCCAUGUCUGCCAAAUUUAGGAGAAAAUGUAUUGAUGAAAAGGAGACAUAUCCACAUUGGAAAACAUUUGACUGUCUAAUUUUUCAGACCUUGAUUCUUACAUAAGUCACCCAGUCUCUGUUUAUUGUGCCAAAGACUGAGAAUCAGUGCAGUGGAAAGCCUGUUUUUGAUUGUUGGGACAGCAUACACUUUUCAGUAUCAGAAAAGCUAUAUAUUCUAAAGAACAAGUUAUUACAGAGCUAUGCUGAGAUGUAUCUUUUUUUUUUUUUUGGUACUUUGGAAAUAAUGCACUGGUGGGGUCCUUUUGACAGAGAUAUCUUAGAGAAAAAUGUUUUAAGUGGUUAAGGAUUCAAGGAGACUACAGGAAAAAAGUAUGGGAUUUGAUAUGUGCUUGAUCUGGAUUAAUGUCAUUUCUAAACUUUAGACAUAUCUGAUAAGCUAAGAUGACUUACAAAGAAACAUGUCUGUGUGUGUAUAUAUUGAUAAAUGGGUAUAAUUGAAUAUAUAUACAAACACAUACUUACUAUUACCCAGGUAUAAAUUCUUUUUUCAGGAUUUUUUAGAUAGUGGUAGAAUAAAAAUAAUUUUAAAAUGUCAUACUUUAUAGUUUAAUUUUAAGGGAGAGAUUAGUUAUUUUCAAUUAUUAAAGGUUAAAAUAGGCCAAAUCACUUUUUAUGCAAUCAUGUUUUAUACAGUGGUCUCAUUGCACAUUGUGUUUUUCUGCACUUUUUACGGUAUCCUUAUCAUGCUGGUAUGUCAAUAUACACCCUAAAGAAAAGCUCCCAUUUAAUGAUUGUGCCUUGUAUUCUAUUAUUUUUUGCAUCAUUAGUAAAAUUAAGUUGUCUAUUGUAAAUGAUAACUAUAUGACUUAGGAGAAUGUAUUACUAUAUGUACUGCUAUGGAAAAGGAAAGCAGUUAUUUAUUUGUUUAUGGUACAUUAGUUAUUUUAUACCUUGAAAACCAACAUAAAUGGCAUUUCUAUUGUUUAAAAUUACUCAUUUUUUUUUUUAAAGUUUAAAGAAUGUAGUAUUUUCUGAGGACUGAUAUGGUACAAAAAUGUAACCAACAUUUUCAGAUACUACAUUUUUAAAAAGAAAAGAUGGGAAAAUAUAUAUCGGCAUGAACCCUGAUAGAGAAAAAGAAAAUCCAGAAAUAAAACUCCAUUAUAUAUUUAUUUCCUUGUUUCUGAUAAGGAUAAACGUUAACUGUCAUUUAACUGUCUUGAAGAAGAAUGAAAAGUGAUGCAUUUGAACUUUUUAGAUUGUUUGUAGCUAAAUUUGUACAGAAAUCCUGUGACAUUCAGUAAACCAUUUCCAGAUCUUAACUGGAUUGCUGUGAUUUUACAGUUGAAAAAUAAUUUCAAAUUUUUCAGGUUUUUUGUACAUUUAUUUUUUUCUAACAAAUAUAUUGAACUAUAUAAUUAAAAUUCAGUAAUUAACUUCAUAAUGCAGAAAUGGAUGACUUGGUUGUAUAGAAAUAUGAGUCAAUUCCACCAUUAUUGAAAAUGAUAGUAUGCUGAAAUUUAAGUCAUUAAUUAGUUGCUUUUGAAGGCGAUCUAUUUGAAAUACAUAAUUUCCUGGUGUUAUCUGCAUUGUGUUAGGAAAAUAAGACUAAAAUCCAUUUUUAUAAAACAUGUAUAGUUUUAAAGUGUGUUUAGAAAAACGAAGCAUGGACAGUCUUGGUGUAGAAUACCUCUAGAAUGGUGCACAGAUAGUUCCAACUCUUGAGCAGUGAAUAAGUAUUUCCCAUCUUUCCUAUAAAUGAUGAAAUAUGUUAUUUCUCUUGUAAGACACUGUAUAUUUUUGACCAUAUUUGGGCAUUUUCAGACACUGGUUUCUUAGUAAAGCAAAAUUACUUGGAUCGGAUUAUUUGUAACUGAAACACUUAAAAAUUUAUUAAUACCAGGUGUAGAUUUUAUAUUUUUAUAAUUUAGUUGCAAAAGUUGAAUUAAGAAAUUUAAUUCAUCGUAUUUUGGGUUUGUUGUUGCCACUUGGAAAGAACUCUUCUUCGAGACAGUGACAUUAUAUAUGUACUUUUUAUAGGCCAGAAGGAAUUGUUGGCACUUAGGCAACCGAUAAGAAAAAUCUCAAGUUUACUGAAGGAUUCAAAAAGAAAAUUGGUUACAUGCAUAGAAUAUAGAAAUCAGUUUUCAAGUUGUGCAUGGUGGUACAUACCCCAGCCUUUGGGAGACAGAAGCAGGCUUUAGUUGCAAAACAGAUCUAAGACUAGGGAUUACAUAAGACCCUGUCUCAAAAAGCAACAGCAACAACAUCAAAAAAGAAAUCAAUAUGUAUUUCUAAUACUCAGCCAUAAUAUUCUCUUACUCUGUCCAACAUCUCAAGCCCCAGGUUAAUAGAAAAUAUAAAGUUGCUGAGUAACUCAUAAAGGGUCAGCUAACCACAGCCUAUCAGCCUGUGGAAGUAGCUGUUUAGCUUCUUAACACUUCCCUUGCCCUCUUCUCUAGAGCAGUCUUUCCUUUUCUAGUCUCUUCUGUGUAUAAAGAUGAACUGAAAAUUUAUUGGUCUUCUUUUCAUUGUCUUUAUUGUACAGCUUCACUGUGAUUUUAAAGACAGGUCGAUAACUACAAAACUGUCUUAACUGUAAUUAGAAUUAAAAUAACUAUGGAGUAUUUGUGAGUUUGAUUAGGCUACAUCUGAAAUAUGAGACUAACUGAAUUUAGUUUCACUUGGAGAUGAAUUUUAAAAGAACAGAAACAAACAUCCUCAUGCCACAUGUUGAAACAACCAGCCUUAGCUAGAGUUGAGAUUAACCAAAUAAUAUUUUUACCCUUUGUGAUGUUAGCAAUAUUUACAUGUUAUAAAAUACUAUUUUUAAUAUAUAAAUCGGUUUCAGUUAACAGUGUUUAAUUUUGACAUUCCAUUUACAUGGGUAGGUGUCCAUACAUGUCCCAUAAAUGUAAACUGAAAACUUUGAUUUUCAGUUUCCUCUCUAAAGAAAACAAAUUCAUUUUUAAUGUUCUGUUCACCUGAAAUUUGUUUUUGAAUAGGUUGAAAAGGACCAAGAUAUUAUUGAGUGAAAAGAAAUGUUCAUCUUAUAUGCAGGGAGUGUAGUAUUUUAAAACUUGUAUAGUACAAUAGGAAGACUGCUUUUGUCGUCAAUGCAUUACUCCCAGUUUACCUAGAAGAUAUUUCUAACAAUAAUAGAUUGAUUAGAUGAGAAUUUAUCUUCAUAUUAAAAUUGGAAAAAAUGCACCUUUUGUUUCUAUCAUUACACUUCCCCUUAACGCCCCUCAUUUCCAAGUGACUUGAACUAAAAUUAAUAAUGCAUUACUAAGAAACUAUCUUACUCUUAAUUUAAUCAUACUUAUCAAAGUGCUCUAAGUGGAAAGUCAUUUUGAACUAUGUUCAGUACCCAGAAGGAGGUCAGAUCGAGUCAGAAGACUGUAAGUACCACUUUGAGCACUCUGGAGAUGACCUGUGUACACACUACAGUGAGUAGAAUGUCUGAGCUAUAAAUACAUAUAUAUACACAUGUGUAUGUACAUAUAUAUAUGUAUAUAUAUUAUUUCAAUAGCUCUGUUUUGAAAUACUUUUUGUAAUGCAGAUAAAAUUAUCAGGAAAUUAAAUAUAUGGCACAAACCAAAUACAUAGUAGUAUAUGGAUGAGUUUCUACAUUCAAGGAACUAAGAAUAGGUUUGAGAUUGUAUUAUAGUACACGCACUUAUGAAGCAGGUGCACACAUGCGGCUGGCUUUUAAAGAUGUGCGUGUUGAUUUGUCACAAGGAUAGACUGAAAAAUAAGACACCAUGUUACAUUUUUGGACCAUAUUGAAAAUGCAAGAAGACAGGUCUUAUAAAGUCUAAGAAAACUAUUAAAUCCUGUUCUGGGAUAUUUAGACAUGUGUAGAACAUAGCUCACUUUUUAAAAAGUAACUAACCUAGAGGGUUAAAGUCGAAACUGACACAUUUCAAAUUAAAAUUAUGUUUAUUUUGUACAGAAAGCAAUGUUAAACACAAGCAAAUCUGUUGUAUGUAAUAAGUAACACAGAGUUUUAAAAGUUAUUUAGCUUUAUUGAUGUUUUUGUUUGAUCCCUACUAGACCUGGAGUAUCAUGUUAUAAACAGCAGUCUCUCGCCACGAUAGCAGUGCCCUUUCUUUUUGUACAUAUUGAUUGGACCUUUCUUUACUGUUACGUGGACACUUUCUAUGUUAGUUUUGAUGCAUAAUUCUUUGAAUCCUUUUAUACAAACUAGAAUGUAUGUGUAAGAAUUCCUGUCCCUGCAAUGUAGUAACUAUAAACUUAUUUUUAAAUAAAUAGAAAACUUGUUUUUCUAAGCUA
Nannospalax galili (Upper Galilee mountains blind mole rat) is the source of this 11365-nucleotide messenger RNA. RefSeq names its product pleckstrin homology domain interacting protein (gene Phip). Gene Ontology annotation, cellular component: nucleus. Gene Ontology annotation, biological process: cytoskeleton organization; regulation of cell shape; regulation of transcription by RNA polymerase II. The record is from RefSeq and is a predicted model, not a curated record. Bases 1118 to 6517 code for a protein of 1799 amino acids. Gene Ontology annotation, molecular function: protein binding. NCBI's taxonomy places the organism in Eukaryota, Metazoa, Chordata, Mammalia, Rodentia, Spalacidae. The transcript is spliced from 37 exons.